This is a messenger RNA of Saccharomyces mikatae IFO 1815, 915 nucleotides long. RefSeq names its product Fe(2+) transporter (gene MRS4). Lineage: Eukaryota; Fungi; Ascomycota; Saccharomycetes; Saccharomycetales; Saccharomycetaceae. The record is from RefSeq and is a predicted model, not a curated record. Gene Ontology annotation, molecular function: ferrous iron transmembrane transporter activity. The transcript has a single exon. Gene Ontology annotation, cellular component: mitochondrial membrane. Gene Ontology annotation, biological process: iron import into the mitochondrion. The coding region runs from base 1 to 915 and encodes 304 amino acids.
AUGAACACUUCAGAGUUAUCAAUAGUUGAGGAAAUCGACUACGAAGCACUGCCAUCACAUGCUCCGCUGCGUUCUCAGUUACUUGCAGGAGCAUUUGCAGGUAUAAUGGAGCAUUCUUUGAUGUUUCCAAUAGAUGCUCUAAAAACUCGAGUACAGGCUGCAGGCUUGAACAAAGCUGCCUCUUCUGGGAUGAUAGCUCAGAUAUCCAAGAUAUCUUCAGUGGAAGGCUCGAUGGCUCUAUGGAAAGGAGUCCAAUCGGUGAUACUGGGGGCAGGGCCUGCACAUGCGAUAUAUUUUGCUACAUACGAAUUUUGCAAAGCUCGGCUAAUUAGCCCAGAAGACAUGCAAACUCACCAGCCAAUAAAGACUGCGCUGAGUGGUACUAUUGCUACCAUUGCUGCUGAUGCAUUGAUGAACCCUUUUGACACCAUCAAACAAAGGUUACAACUGGACACUAAUUUGAGAGUAUGGAACGUCACUAAGCAAAUAUACCAAAAUGAAGGCUUUGCGGCAUUCUAUUAUUCGUACCCGACCACAUUGGCGAUGAAUAUCCCAUUUGCGGCCUUCAAUUUCAUGAUAUAUGAAUCUGCCAGCAAAUUUUUCAACCCACAAAACUCUUAUAAUCCAUUGAUUCACUGUCUUUGUGGCGGAAUAAGUGGCGCAACCUGUGCUGCGUUAACAACACCUUUGGAUUGCAUAAAGACUGUUUUACAAGUCAGAGGCAGCGAGACUGUCUCAAUCGGAAUAAUGAGAGAUGCUAACACUUUUGGCAGGGCUUCGAGGGCUAUACUGGAGGUGCAUGGUUGGAAGGGAUUUUGGCGGGGUUUGAAGCCAAGAAUAGUAGCGAAUAUCCCAGCUACUGCCAUUUCCUGGACUGCAUAUGAAUGUGCCAAACAUUUUCUAAUGAAGAAUUAA